GGCGGCGGGGCGGCGGCAGCGGGGCCUGCGGGGCGGCCGGGGCCAUGGGUCGCCUGCACUGCACGCAGGACGCGGUGCCCGAGGCCGUGGGCGGCGACAUGCAGCAGCUGAACCAGCUGGGCGCGCAGCAGUUCUCAGCCCUAACAGAAGUAAUUUUCCACUUCCUAAUCGAGCCCAAAGAGGUGGAAAGGUUUCUGGCUCAACUGUCUGAAUUUGCCACCACCAAUCAGAUCAGUCUGGGCCCUCUCAGAAGCAUCGUGAAAAGCCUCCUCCUGGUUCCCAAUGGUUAUGCCGGUCAAAUACUUGUUGCAGCUGAUUCAUUCUCGCCCUGUCUCCCCUGCCUCCCAGGUGCCUUGAAGAGGAGUCUCACAGCGGAGCAGGUCCGGGCGGAUUUCCUAACUCUGGGCCUCAGCGAGGAGAAAGCCACUUACUUUUCUGAAAAGUGGAAACAGAACGCCCCCACCCUUGCUCAGUGGGCCCUGGGGCAGACCCUGAUGAUCAACCAGCUUAUCGACAUGGAGUGGAAGUUCGGAGUGACAUCUGGAAGCAGUGAAUUAGAAAAAGUGGGCAGUAUUUUUUUACAAUUAAAGUUGGUGGUUAAAAAAGGAAAUCAAACUGAAAAUGUGUACCUAGAAUUAACCCUGCCCCAGUUCUACAGCUUCCUGCACGAGAUGGAGCGAGCCAGAACCAGCAUGGAGUGUUUGAGCUGAUUUCUCUGUCACCUUCCCUUCCCUGGUGACUGUUCUCAAGGCACCUUCCUCUGGCCAUGGGCUCUCCAGGUGGCCCUGCUGGCUCUGGGGAGUGCAGGUGCACAGA
This is a messenger RNA of Urocitellus parryii (Arctic ground squirrel), 816 nucleotides long. RefSeq names its product COMM domain containing 7 (gene Commd7). Gene Ontology annotation, biological process: tumor necrosis factor-mediated signaling pathway; negative regulation of DNA-templated transcription. Gene Ontology annotation, molecular function: NF-kappaB binding. The record is from RefSeq and is a predicted model, not a curated record. Lineage: Eukaryota; Metazoa; Chordata; Mammalia; Rodentia; Sciuridae.